This is a messenger RNA of Penicillium cinerascens, 267 nucleotides long. Its product is annotated as anaphase promoting complex subunit 11. The coding region runs from base 1 to 267 and encodes 88 amino acids. Lineage: Eukaryota; Fungi; Ascomycota; Eurotiomycetes; Eurotiales; Aspergillaceae. The record is from RefSeq and is a predicted model, not a curated record. Gene Ontology annotation, cellular component: nucleus; anaphase-promoting complex. The transcript is spliced from 4 exons. Gene Ontology annotation, biological process: anaphase-promoting complex-dependent catabolic process; protein ubiquitination; positive regulation of mitotic metaphase/anaphase transition. Gene Ontology annotation, molecular function: zinc ion binding; ubiquitin protein ligase activity; cullin family protein binding.
AUGAAGGUUACGCUGAAAGAAUGGAACGCCAUCGCUACCUGGCAUUGGGAUAUGCCCGAGGAUGAGGUUUGCGGUAUCUGUCGCGUCCAGUUCGACGGUACCUGCCCGACCUGCAAAUUUCCGGGAGAUGACUGCUCAUUGCUUCUCGGCAAAUGUGGCCAUUCGUUUCAUAUGCAUUGCCUCAUGACCUGGAUCCAGCAGGAAACAUCCAAGGGACUGUGUCCGAUGUGUCGCCAGAAAUUUGAGUGGAAACAAACGGAGGAGUGA